Molecule: messenger RNA, 288 nt
Organism: Brassicogethes aeneus
Lineage: Eukaryota; Metazoa; Arthropoda; Insecta; Coleoptera; Nitidulidae
Source: the annotation of a GenBank genome assembly
AUGCUUUAUUCGCAGUAUUUAACAUUACUUAUUAUCUCUUGUUUAGGAUUUAGUAGUACUGCUACUCAACGUAGUUUAAAAGCCAAAGGAAGUAUUAGGAUUCAUGGAAUAUGCCCCUCAAAUAUAACUGAAAAAAUUUCUACCAGUGGAUAUGUUACAGUAACUUUUUUUGAGUCAUAUGUGGAUGAGGUUGACCUAAGGACUAAACAACUGUCAAAAAGUGAACAAAAUGUUAUUGUGGAAAAAUUAAAUGCAGGAGUAACAAGCCAAAGAAUAAUCCAAAAUGCU